Messenger RNA from Impatiens glandulifera, 2157 nucleotides. RefSeq names its product importin subunit alpha-1a-like. The coding region runs from base 156 to 1730 and encodes 524 amino acids. NCBI's taxonomy places the organism in Eukaryota, Viridiplantae, Streptophyta, Magnoliopsida, Ericales, Balsaminaceae. Gene Ontology annotation, molecular function: nuclear import signal receptor activity; protein binding. Gene Ontology annotation, biological process: NLS-bearing protein import into nucleus. Gene Ontology annotation, cellular component: cytoplasm; nucleus. The transcript is spliced from 11 exons. The record is from RefSeq and is a predicted model, not a curated record.
UUUUUUCUUUGGCUAUUUUCUUGUUUUUGGAGAAAUUUUCCUCCUAAUAGCGGCCAGUCUUUCUCUCUCUAUAAAGUUGGCUUAGAGUCUUGAUUCUUCUUCUUCUUCUCGAGAUUGAUUUCUUGAAUACUUGUUUGAGCGUUUGAUUUGCAGUCAUGUCGUUGAGACCUGGCGCCAGAACCGAGGUUCGCCGCAACCGUUACAAGGUGGCUGUUGAUGCAGAGGAAGGUCGUAGACGCCGAGAAGAUAACCUAGUUGAGAUCAGAAAGAUCAAGCGCGAGGAAAGCCUCAUUAAAAAGCGCCGUGAAGGCCUUCACCCUCAACAUUACGCCCUUCACACACUUAACUUGGAGAGAAGGUUGGAGAGCCUUUCUUCUAUGGUUUCUGGAGUUUGGUCUAACGAUGACAAUUUGCAGCUGGAAUUUACUUCACAAUUCAGGAAAAUGCUUUCACUAGAAAGGAGCCCACCAAUCAACGAGGUCAUACAAUCUGGUGUUGUACCCCGUUUCAUUGAAUUUCUUAUGAGGGAGGAUUUUCCAGAACUUCAGUUUGAAGCUGCUUGGGCACUAACAAAUAUAGCUUCCGGAACUUCAGAGCAUACACAAGUGGUUGUUGAUAAUGGAGCCAUCCCUAUUUUUGUGAAGCUUCUCAGCUCUCCUAAUGAAGAAACACGGGAACAGUCUGUAUGGGCAUUGGGAAAUAUUGCGGGUGAUUCUCCAAGAUGUCGCGAUCUUGUCAUAAGCCAUGGAGCUAUAAUUGCUUUACUGUCACAGUUGAAUGAGCAUACCAAACUCUCAAUGCUUAGAAAUGCUACAUGGACAUUGUCAAACUUCUGCAGGGGCAAGCCACAGCCACUUUUUGACCAGACUAGGCCGGCACUUCCAGCUCUUGAAAGGCUUAUUCAGUCGAAUGAUGAAGAGGUGCUUACAGAUGCAUGCUGGGCUCUCUCUUAUCUCUCUGAUGGUACUAACGAUAAAAUUCAGAUAGUCAUCGAGGCUGGUGUUUGUCGACGCCUUGUUGAGCUCCUUCUUCAUCCAUCUCCAUCUGUGAUCGUUCCGGCUCUUCGCACUGUUGGUAACAUCGUUACAGGUGAUGAUAUCCAGACACAGAGUAUAAUUGAGCAUGGAGCUCUUCCAUGCUUACUGAGCUUGAUGGCCCAUAAUCACAAAAAGAGCAUCAAGAAAGAAGCUUGCUGGGCAAUAUCUAAUAUCACAGCUGGAAGUAGUGAACAGAUACAGGCUGUAAUUGAUGCUGGGAUAUUUGGUCCUCUGAUUAAUCUGCUGCAAACUGCUGAGUUUGAUAUCAAGAAGGAAGCUGCAUGGGCAAUCACAAAUGCCACUUCAGGUGGUAGUCAUGAGCAGAUCAGGUAUUUGGUUAGCGAGAAGUGCAUAAAGCCAAUGUGUGAUAUGUUGGUUUGCCCAGAUGCUACGAUAAUUACAUUGUGUUUGGAAGGGUUAGAAAACAUCUUGAAGGUUGGGGGGGAAGGUGAUGCUAUUUACUAUGCACAGUUGAUUGAAGAAGCUGAAGGACUGGAGAAGAUUGAAAAUCUACAGAAUCAUGACAACACUGAGAUUUAUGAGAAGGCUGUCAAGAUGCUCGAGACAUGUUGGAAGGAUGAGGAUGAGGACGAUGAGUUAUCAUUACCUAAUGGAGCUGAUGUUUCCCAACCCGCUUUCAACUUUGGAGGAGACAAUGUUCAAGUUCCAUCCGGAGGGUUCAAUUUCGGCUGAAAGGGAUUACAAGUUGCGGGGGGCUGUUUGGGUCGGACAGUGGAGAUUAACUACUACUUACAUGUGGAUGCUAUGUCAUUUUGGGUCGGGUUGGGUUGGGCGGGCUGACCCAUAUCCAGUUAAAGGUCGGGUAAGUGUCGCAUCUCUGAAGGGGAGGAGGUGCAAGUUGGGUGAGUUGAAAGCGGGUCGGGUGGGGGGAACAAUUUGGUUGGUAUUUGAAGGAGGAAAAGAGGAAAAGGGUCUGAAAUAUGAUUUUCUCUUUUUUUCUUUUUCAUUCACUAGUAUGUUUGGGAAAGUCAUCUCUUCAUUUUUGUUGAGUUUUAUUUGCAUUUUGUGGUUGUUUCCCUACAGGAGUCUAUAUUUUUUUUUAAAUCUCGACAGUGGACUAAGUACUUGUAUAUAUUAAUGCUAAGAUGAUAGUUAGUCU